Aspergillus oryzae RIB40 is the source of this 1554-nucleotide messenger RNA. RefSeq names its product M81 family metallopeptidase. NCBI's taxonomy places the organism in Eukaryota, Fungi, Ascomycota, Eurotiomycetes, Eurotiales, Aspergillaceae. The coding region runs from base 1 to 1554 and encodes 517 amino acids. The record is from RefSeq and is a predicted model, not a curated record. The transcript has a single exon.
AUGAACCUCAAGGCACACAUUUUCAGGCGUCCCGUCAUUGCAGUUGCAGGAUUGGCCUGCGAAACGUCUACAUUCACUCCCUCACGCACCCUCGCGCCUGCAUUCCAUCCCCGCAGGGGAAACGAGGUGAUCGAUGAAUACAAAUUCUUACAAACAGGCACACCUCUAGGCGACGCAGCAGAAUGGCACGGUGCUUUAAUUGGCCAUGCAUUACCGGGUGGCAUGGUGACACGCGACGCCUUCGAAGAGCUAGCAGGGGAGAUUGUUAGCCGUUUGGGCGACAUUGUUGCGACUACGGUCGUGCAUGGCCUCUGGUUUGACAUUCACGGCGCUAUGUGCGUAGAGGGAAUUGAUGAUGCUGAGGUUGAACUUCUGCGACGGAUCAGGGGGGUUAUUGGUCCUGAUGUUAUUGUUUCGGCGUCGAUGGAUUUACAUGGAAAUGUUUCUAGAGAACUAGCUCACGAGUUGGACCUUUUGACAUGUUUUCGGACAGCUCCGCAUGAAGAUGAAUCGGAGACUAAAUCACGAGCGUGUCGCAAUCUUCUUGACCUUCUUACGCGGUCUUCUGAUAUAACUGGAGGUCUGGUACGACCAUUCAAAGCGUGGAUUCCUGUGCCCAUCUUGCUGCCCGGAGAGCAAACGUCUACGCGUAUUGAGCCGGCGAAGAGUCUUUAUGAGGUUGUACCUGAAGUCGAGAAAGAGCCCGGGGUAAUCGAUGCCGCGAUAUGGGUCGGAUAUCCCUGGGCCGACGAGCCACGAAAUCGCGGCGCUAUUGUUGUCACAGGAUGGGACGAAGCGGCUAUUGCUGCUGGAGCGGAGUGCUUGGCAACGAAGUUUUGGAACUCGCGCAAGGAUUUUAAGUUUGUCGCGCCAACAGGGUCUUUCGAAGAAUGUAUCCAUACUGCGUUGGCCUCGCCUGUCCACCCUUUCUUCAUCUCCGACUCCGGGGAUAACCCGACUGCGGGCGGUUCAGGCGAUGUGACUUGGGGGCUGACGCAGCUACUCGCUCGAUCUGAGUUCAAGGAUCCUACUGGACCGAAGGUUAUAUAUGCCAGUGUCCCAGGGCCGCAAGCUGUGCAGACGAUGGUGAACGCAGGCGUCGGUGCUAACGUUACUGUUACUGCCGGGGCGGAAGUGGAUCAUAUUCAUGCUGGCCCUAUCACCAUGACAGGACGCGUCCAUUCGAUCAAGCAUGGCGAUAAGGACGCUGUCAUCGAGGCAGUCUUGCAGGUUGGCAGUGUGUUUGCGAUCCUUACUCAGCUUCGCAAACCUUACCAUCACGAACGCGACUUUACUGAUCUCAAUUUGAACCCUCGUGCUACGGACAUAGUGAUCGUUAAGAUUGGAUACCUAGAGCCGGAACUGUUUGAUAUGGCUGCAGACUGGAUGCUCGGGCUCACUCCAGGUGGCGUGGACCAAGACAUCAAGCGACUAGGGCAUAAACGCAUUCGUCGACCGAUGUGGCCUUUUGAUACUACCUUUCAGGAGCCUCCAGAUUUAACGGCGCGGAUAAUUGCAAAGUCCAAUGAGCCGAGAAAUGGACCUGAUGAGUAA